AUGGAGUCACGCCUUCUGCAACUGCCAGGCGAGCUUCGUAACAAGCUCGGUGUGGGCUGGCUUUGUCUCCAUCCUCAACAAACGGAACGAGAUGUCGAGAAACUUGCUCAAACUCAAGCUGCCGGCGCCAGCGGUGAAGAGCUCGAGGACGAGGCUCCGGCACGAAAACGUCGUAGGCUUACAAAGGCUGUUCGAACUACCAAAAAAACCGUUGUAGCUGCCGAAAAGAUGAGACGCCCUGCGCAGGUCACAGUGAACGGACAUGUCGUCGCUAACCAACUUCAAUUCGUCAACAAUCAACUUCGAAGCGAGACUAGGGCAUUGGUUAUUCGCUACAACGAUAUACACAUCCUCGAAGAAUAUCGGCAUCUCACAGAGUUCAUCGAUAGUGUCGUCGGUCAUAAGAGACUAUGGAUUCAGAAAAUCGUUAGGCGGGUGCAGUCGAAGAGGAAAUCGAGAAGGCCCAUCAAGGCCAAGUCCAACGAGGCAAUGCAUCCCCGAUUUAUGAUCCAUGACUACCUCCCAGAGGUAAGUUUAGACGGAAAUGCAUUCUUCAUGGUUGCAGGAGUUAUACAUGAGUUCGGUCGCCAAGAUCACUCGUUUUUGAGCCGGUUAACCCAAAACGUCAACUUUCAACAACUCGUGCGCAGUUCGACUGGCCUUCCCAAGCUAUCGGCCUAUACCAAGAAAUUUCCCUGGGAUAAAAAGUUCGACGAGGCUGCUACUCGACGUUAUUGCGAGACGAAUGACUUCGUACAACAUUUUCUACUCCCAACUGCGCCAAAUGGCAUUGAAGGUCUAGUAGCCAUAGCCAAAGAGUGGAUCGAGAAUGGGUAUUAG
Molecule: messenger RNA, 840 nt
Organism: Alternaria burnsii
Lineage: Eukaryota; Fungi; Ascomycota; Dothideomycetes; Pleosporales; Pleosporaceae
Exons: 1
Coding region: 1-840 (279 amino acids)
Source: RefSeq, a predicted model, not a curated record